Messenger RNA from Chara braunii, 4270 nucleotides. The record is from the annotation of a GenBank genome assembly. NCBI's taxonomy places the organism in Eukaryota, Viridiplantae, Streptophyta, Charophyceae, Charales, Characeae.
GGUCAUCCGCGAAGAGCAUGGUUGUAGGGAGCUUGAUGGUUCUACAUACCUGGUCUGGUUCCGCUACUAAUCUGGCUAUCGAGGGGUCCUUCCUUAAGAAGGAAGCUAUUGCUUCUAUGAUAAAGAGAAAGAUAGGGGCCGCAAGAGGAUUGCCUUGUCGAACAGAGCUUGACAUUCUAUACCUUUCUGACAGGUGUCCGAUUCUGUGCGAAAAAGUGGAUGCUCUUGAAAUUGACAGGGAUGAACUGGUUUUUACAAAUGCAAAGCUCAAAGCAGACUUAGGCGCAAUGACAAAAGCACGCGACCUUCAGUCCAAUCACGCAGCGCUGCUUCUGAAGGAGAAAAACAGGCUUGUUGAUCAAUUGGCAAUUCUCAAGAAAGAGAUGAAGAACAGCGGGUUUGAUGACAGGAAGAACAUCCGUCUGACUGGCAGCCGAUCGCGGCGAGGGCAUUCGCUACCUCUCCCAGAGCGGUCGGAGAAUGUGUUGGAGCCGCGACCAAGUGAAAAUCUCAUCACAAAUAGCCAACCGCCGUCAUUUGCAGCAAAUAGGAAAGGAACGCACUGGGCGUGUGUCGUUGUAUCUUCAGACGGUCUGGCGGCACCAUCAUUUCGUUCCUUACCCCCACCGACCUCAAGCAGUCCAGUGAAACCCUUUGGUAGAUCCAUGUCAACAACUGAGGGGGCGUCGAUGAAGCAUCACAGAGCGUUUAUGUCAUUAUCAUCGUCGUCGACAUCGUCCCUGUCAUUUUCUGAGGAAGAUGAACAGGAGGAGGAGACAGAGCGAAGGAGUAGUGGGGAGCGUCUUAGCGCUGGCUUCACUGAAGAUGUAUCCGACUGCUCAUUGACAUCUUCUUUCGUGGCCCCCAAUCAAUUGCGGAAGGCUCUUCUGAAGCUCAAAGAAGAAAGAGAGGCUUUGCUGCAGCAAGUUCACCAUCUCCAAAAGGAAAACGCUCAGCUCACGGUGCGCUUCAGAGGGGCAGCAGAUGCACGAAAACGCGUCGAAGGAUUUUGCAAGAGACUUCAAUUGCAGGCUGCCUACAUCCCUAGAUGAGUAGUAGCCUCUGGAGGGAAGUCGGUGCAGCGGGGUCCUGUCCUUAGUGUCCCUUGUGUAGGGUGCACUGGAGGGACCAGUACUACAAACCUGUCCAGUGAUUCGCAUGGCGCUUCAGUCUGUGCGGUAUGUGGUGGGCUUUUACGAUUUUCGCGAAGCCCAGGGAGGGGGGCCGGAGGUUGAUGAGGGCAGUGCCUUUAUUUAACCAUUAUUCCCUGAUGUCAAUUUCCGAUGCAGCAAAUUACAUUCUGUAAUGAUGAUAUCUCUAUAUGUUCUCCAAUUUUUCCUCCAAUCAUCACAGUUGAAGCUGACAGGCUGAAGACUUCAAUCUACGACUCCCACAGUUAGCGACUGAGAGUUCGAACACCGUUGCUUCAUUCUAGAUAGCAACGAGAGCAGUAGUGGGAGUGGGUUCUCUACCACAGUUUGAACUCUCUACCCCACUACCGCGGGCCUCUAUCGCAGGCCUUCCUAAAUAGUAAUAACAGCUGUGAGCAGCAGUCAAGCGGGAUUGGUAUGCAAAGUUCUAAUAGCCUUACAAGCUACCAUCCCGUAUUAUAUUGUUUUGGUCAUAAUUUGUACGAGUAGGUAGGGUCGAUGGAAUGUAUGUUCAUCCUCUGCCUGCUCCUACAUGUGUCGGCUUUGAGGCACCCAUGCUGCGGUUAUCGCGCCAAAGACAUACUGCACAAGGGUGUAUGAAUGCUGGUUCUGCUUGCUCGUCUGCAGCUGCUACUUCCAAGGCAUGAUGCGGUCUACGUCUACAAUGACUCUUGUUGUGAUUAUUGAACUCGUCCGUGCGUGUCCGAUUGCCGAGGGAUCAUUGUUGUUGUGUCUCCGACAGACCCGUCUGUUCGAUGGAAUGCGUCAAGAUUAGCUCACAGGUAAGGGUUCUGAAUUUCUGAGACUCCAAGUGAGGAGAGCACCAUGCACCCCCCUCACGGUUCGGCUUUGGAGUUCAUCAACUUCACGAUGGUGACUUCUUUCUGACUAAGGUGUGUUAUCAAUUCAUGGUAUUCCCCCGGUCAUCUCAUGAUGCUUCGCUGGUGCUGUGCUGGUGGUGUCCAUGGCAUGGAAAGGGAACUCGGCAGGAAUGCGUCUGUUGCGAUCGAUAGGCUGCAUGAACUCAUGACUGGGGUUUAAACUGAUGACCUGGGUUUGAAAUGAAGCGCAUGUGUCCAAGUUUUUGGUGCUUCCGCCUAUCACUAACACUCAUGCAGGGGAUAUUUUUGCUGUGUUUACUCAGCGCCUGACCUCAUGUCAGGCACGGACUGUUUCUCGGGUAUUGAGAGAGAGGUAUUGAGUGAGAGGUGUGGAGUGAGGUAUGGAGUGAGGUGCUGAGCCUGGUGCAGCUUUGGGGAUCUCCGGCUUUGUGGUUAGGUGUAGAGGAGCUGAUGAUCACCGGGGAUUGGCAGGGAAAAGCAAUCUGAACUUAACUCUAUACCCAACUGCUUGGUCGGGCGGAAAGUAUACAUCAGGUUCACAAUAAGGUGCAGCUGUGCAGAUAUUACAGACCUUGCCGUCAGAGUAGCUCAGUACAGCGUAGUAAGGUGAAUAGCAACUGCAGGUAAGUCGUCUGUAGCUGACCUUUUACCAAAGUCUGUGGAAAGGUACAAGCUCAGGUACACAGUCAGGUACACAGUCAGGUACAGAGUCAGGUACAAGGUCAGGUACAGAGUCAGGUAUACAGUCAGGUACAGAGUCAAGUACCGAGUCAGGUACCAGUGGUGUGGGGGUAACAUACUCUGUGGUCAGGAACAGAGAAAUGACAGCGAAGUACCAUGUACCUGACUGCAUUUACCUGGCUCGGUACCUGACACUGUACCUGAAUCCAUACAUGAUUGUGUACUUGACUCUGCACCUGACUCUGAACCUGACUCUGAACCUGACACUACCUGAAGCCAUACCAACUCCGCAGCUUAGUACCUGACACUAUACCUGAAUCUGUACCAGGUUCUGCACCUGGCACGAUACCGGACUCGGUACCUGAGCCUAAUGCUGUUGUGCUUGGCCCAAUCUGUACCAGGUUCUGCACCUGGCACAAUACCAGACGCGGUACCUGAGCCUAAUGCUGUUGUGCUUGGCCCUGUCAAUUGGUCCAAAGGAGUCUGUACCUUACCUGUUACAACUGGCCAGGGUUAGUCAUGGUUAGUCCUUUACACCUGACUUUUUUGUUUUGGCUAUGGUUAGUCCUUGCCUUACAAGUUACAACUGACUAUAGUUAGUCAUGGUUACUAUUUUUUUGGCUAUGGUUAGUCCUUGCACUAUACCAUUCAAUGUACAGCUAUAUCCUUGUCUUCAUAGAUUCCUAUGGUGAAUCGCCAAGGCUCGCAUCUUAUUUCCGGGCUCCCAUUUUGUUGCCUCCUGUUGUUGUAAGGAGGCGUUCCGUCGACUUUUGAUCGUCUCCCCGUCUGUCGGGGCCUGUUCUCUGUAGUCUGUGCCGACGCAGGGUGCAGCUUUGCAUAUUCGCGACCAGCGUAAAGUUAAUCAUCACGCUCCUUUCGCUUCUCCCUGCCACGAAUGAGGGAGAAAGAGCCUGACUCUUUCAGGCACUGGGUUGUUGUUGUGUGUGUGUGGAAAGCGGAGGAGCCUGGCCUGUUGAGUUGGUUUCGAGGCGUACACUGCAGCUGCUGAACGAUGCUGAUCGGAUGGAGACUCACUUGUUCUCAUCUAUCUUAUGUUGUGUAGGGUGGUCCAUACAUAGGACUUCAUUCAUAAGCUGAUGAUGCUGAUGCUGAUGCUGAUGCUGAUGCUGAUGCUGAUGAUGGUGAUGAUGAUGAUGAUGAUGAUGAUGAUGAUGAUGAUGAUGGCAUCUGUGUAAUUUUGAGUAGAUGGGUUGAUAGAACUUGAUACACACUAAAGACGGUGUGGUGAGGGUAUUUUUGUUGCACACUAGUCCGCGAUCGGGCAUUUUCUCUCAACUUCAAACGCCGAGAGUCUCAACUUCAAACGCCGAGAGAGGUUCAAAGCGAUCCGACGUGUGUGGUUGCCCUGUGUGUUAGGACGGCCGACAGGUCCUGGUUAGAGAACUCUGGACCAUAGACUCGACCGCGUCUUGUUCUGUGUGAACCAAAUGGUUGCUUCGGCGUCCGGUUUUUCGUCCGUCUGUACGGAACAUGUGUGGGUGGUUGGUGCCGGACCAUUGCCAGCUGUCCCCUCCUUGCCCUCGUCAGCUUUUGUUCGAGUUAUCGAGAAUGCAGUGGGCCGAGUGCCACUGCGUU